AGGAGCUUCCGGAAGUGGUUGUUGCGGGGGGUCUUCUGCAAUCUUUGCGCGGAGGUGGGGGUUUGGCCACGGUUCAGGGAAGGGGCGAGAGCGAGGAGCUUGAUGCGGGGAAGCCGAGCCGGGGAUGGCUUCCGUUGGAGGCGGCGACUGCGAGGGCGCCGUGCCAGAGGCGGACCGUCCUCACCAGCGGCCCUUCCUGAUCGGCGUGAGUGGCGGCACCGCGAGCGGGAAGUCAACUGUGUGUGAGAAGAUCAUGGAGCUGCUGGGGCAGAAUGAAGUUGAUCACCGGCAGCGGAAGUUGGUCAUUCUAAGCCAAGAUAGGUUCUAUAAGGUCCUGACGGCAGAGCAGAAGGCCAAGGCCUUGAAGGGACAGUACAAUUUCGACCACCCAGAUGCUUUUGAUAAUGAUUUGAUGCACAGGACUCUGAAAAACAUCGUGGAGGGCAAAACAGUUGAGGUUCCAACCUAUGAUUUUGUGACCCACUCAAGGUUACUAGAGACGACGGUGGUCUAUCCUGCAGAUGUGGUUCUGUUUGAGGGCAUUUUGGUGUUCUACAACCAGGAGAUCCGGGACAUGUUUCACCUGCGUCUCUUUGUGGACACCGAUUCUGACGUCAGGCUGUCACGAAGAGUUCUCCGGGACGUCCACCGUGGGAGGGACCUGGAGCAGAUUCUCACACAGUACACCACCUUCGUUAAACCAGCCUUUGAGGAGUUCUGUCUGCCGACAAAGAAGUAUGCGGAUGUGAUAAUCCCUCGAGGGGUUGACAAUAUGGUUGCAAUUAACCUGAUUGUGCAGCACAUCCAGGACAUUCUGAAUGGCGACAUCUGUAAGUGGCACCGAGGAGGGUCCAAUGGGCGGAGCUACAAGAGGACAUUUUCUGAGCCAGGAGACCAUCCUAGGGUGCUGACCCCUGGCAAACGAUCCCACUUAGAGUCCAGCAGCAGACCCCACUGAGGAACUAUUGUCUGUUGCUCCCUCAGCCUCCUGGGCAGGCCCCCCGAUGGACAUACAUGCACAGUGACCGGGCCCAGAGAUACCCUCUCUGCCUCCAAAAACGCAACCACCGCUUCCUUUCAGCAUCUGUUUCAGGGUGGUAUUAGGAUCAAGGCAUUCCCCAUUUGUGACGGGAACCUGUACAUGUUUUUUAGACUCAAUUUGAUAAGAUACUGGCAGGGCAGUCCUGGUAUUUUCACCUGCUGCUUUAUUUUAAGGAGUUAAAAAAAUCUCUAGGUCAAUGAGAAAAUGCCACAGAAAGCAUGGUAAGUUUGUUCUGCUUCCAGAAAGAAUGCUAGUCACAUAUUUUUGGAAAAAUUGAAGAAGCAACUUGGAUACUAUGGCUGGUCCAGUGUUUCUGAGACUUGUUGGACACUGAACCCACAAUAAGAAAUAUACCUUACAGCAUGAUCUGAUUCACACUCAAACACAUAGAGAACUGUAAAGUUUCAAGAGAUAAUACUUUCUCUUUCUACAUGUUCUACAUCUUAAUGUUUUCUAUUCUACUUCGUAACACAAUGAUGGUUGUAACCCAUAAACUUAAUUUUGUGACCCACUGAUGGGUUAUGAUUCAGUCUGAUAAACACUGAUCUGAGGAACCACAGAGGAAUGUCUCUUUCCUCCAAGCUUAGGCUUCAGAGGCAGUUAAGAGGGUAAGGACCCUGAAGAACAACAAGCAUCUUUCUAACCAGCAUCAAACACAAGAUGACAGGGUCUUCUCUUCUAUCCAGAGCCCCUCCUGGGUCUUCUGGGCCCUGUGCAGUGUGGCAGAAGGCAGCCUGGCAGUCUCUGGUUCUGGCUGGAGCGGGUACAGUGCCCGCUGCACACAGUCCUGCACGGGGCUGGGGCCUCCCCCCCACCUCCCUGCAGACUUCAAGCCACCCAAGCCCGAGGUAUUGCCUGCGGUACUUACGGCCACACCCAGGCCUGCCCUCCAGCCAGUGUACACACUGGGUUGUAGGGAUUCAAGUGAAUGUUGAGGCACAAAGCCAGUCAGUCUCCUGUGCUGAUGCAGAGAGCUCACACCACAGGAGUUCAUGGUAUCACAGAUAACCACUUUGGUCUCAGUUGUCCUCGUUUAUUGUUCCUCCCAUGUAACAAGUGUUUCUAUAAGAGCAAACUUUUUUCAUUGCCGCAGGCUAAACUGCAUGGGUACUUGUUUUCUUUUGAUUGAGUAUAACUCACUAAAGUUACUCAAGACAUGACAGUUGAGUUCCAUAGCUGAUUUCUGAUAAAUAACUAUGUAACAGUUUUGUCAAACUUACAGUGUGCCCUUUUGGAGAGAGACUCAAUAAAUAAACACCAAACACUAA
Messenger RNA from Choloepus didactylus (southern two-toed sloth), 2310 nucleotides. It is a transcript of the gene UCK1, whose product is annotated as uridine-cytidine kinase 1. The transcript has 7 exons. Bases 125 to 958 code for a protein of 277 amino acids. The record is from RefSeq and is a predicted model, not a curated record. Lineage: Eukaryota; Metazoa; Chordata; Mammalia; Pilosa; Megalonychidae. Gene Ontology annotation, molecular function: kinase activity; ATP binding. Gene Ontology annotation, cellular component: cytosol; cytoplasm.